Tuber aestivum (summer truffle) is the source of this 1426-nucleotide messenger RNA. Lineage: Eukaryota; Fungi; Ascomycota; Pezizomycetes; Pezizales; Tuberaceae. The record is from the annotation of a GenBank genome assembly.
UUCGAGGUAUAUCUGAGUAAGGACAUUCUCAUUGGAAGGGACCCCAACAGAUGUACUGUCUUUCUUGAGGACCUUACUAUAUCAAGACAGCAUGUCCGGAUAUAUUCUGUCAUAUUUGACGAGAAAUCAGUACCGCUGGUUUACUGCGAAGAUAUCAGUCGGAGUGGCAGCCUUCUAAAUGGCAAGUUUAUCGGCACGCACACCAGUGUCCUGCUCUCGCAUGGAGAUGUAAUCAGGAUCGACAAACAUAACUCCUUCUGUUUUAUUCAACCUGAUGCUCUCAACUCCAUAGGACCUAUAUUCGACCCCAUCUUUGAGCGGGAGAGAACUAGGUUAACGCCUGACUAUAUGAUCACGGAUCGUGUUCUCGGAAAGGGUGCUUACGGCCGGGUCCAUCUUGCAUGGGACCUUGUGAACCACAGGCAGGUUGCCUGUAAGGUUGUGGGAUAUGGCCUAAACCCGUUUCAAGGUAAUCCACACAAGGCGAGGGAUUUGCAUCUGAGAGAAUUCGAGAUAAUGGCAUCCUUGAAUCACGUAAAUAUACACCCCAUCUUAUAUUCAUCCACUUAUACUAAUACCAAUGCCUCCUUGUCGUUCCAGCCAAACAUCUUGGCCCUUCAUAGGGUUAUCCACACUGAGUACAACAUCUACAUGUUUUCAGAUCUAAUCACCGGAGGUGAUCUAUUCUCACGCCUCGACUCGGGUCCCAUGACUGAGAUAGAGAUUUUACCCAUUGUUUACCAACUGCUGAAGGCUCUCGAAUAUAUGCACAAUCAUAAUGUGGUUCAUCGUGACCUCAAGGUUGCUUCCCCCUUAGCACUUGCGGACAAGAGGGCACAUUUCACUAACUUCAAUUCCGCAGCCUGAUAAUAUCCUCUGCACUCGUCACGCCGAUGGGUCUCGAAUUGUACUCGGUGACUUCGGUUCCGCAAGAUUCUUCACACCAAUGACCACAAUGCGGAGCCAAUGUGGGACUUUGGAAUACUUGGCCCCGUCCGUUCCUCUAUUCCAUAUACACCCCGUUUACUAAUGAGAUCUUAGGGAACUCAUCACCCCACAUUUAGUUCCCUCGACUACGGGACAUGCAAACGCGGUUGACUACUGGGCCCUAGGAGCUAUUGUAUACACACUCCUAACCAAUACCACGCCUAUCAUAGGACCAUUUGCUAGGAUUCCUACCAGACUUCAAGACUACGAGCUGACUCGCCUGGAGGAUAAUAAAGAAGAAUGGGUCAACAUAUCUCCUGAAGCAAAAAGUUUUGUUCGCCGGCUUAUGACCACUGAUCCCAGGAAGCGCAUGGGUGCCGAUGAGGCCCAAUGUCACGUUUGGAUCGCUAGACACAUGGGGGACCUGGAAGAUCUUUACGGAAGAGCCAUUCAAAGAUGGGAGCCGCUGGACAGGACUGAUUUCAGAAUCGAAGGGAUA